Messenger RNA from Macrobrachium nipponense, 2395 nucleotides. RefSeq lists its product as uncharacterized. The transcript has 4 exons. The coding region runs from base 344 to 1135 and encodes 263 amino acids. Lineage: Eukaryota; Metazoa; Arthropoda; Malacostraca; Decapoda; Palaemonidae. The record is from RefSeq and is a predicted model, not a curated record.
UCACGUUGGCGAACUGUGCAUUAUUGGCUUGUAUGACUUUUGAUUAUGUAAACUUGCUUUUCAUGGAUCAACCUUAUUUUAGACUAUACUCCUAAUCCUGUAACCAAACACAAAACUCUUAAUACAGCACAAAUUACUCGCGGGUGAUAACUACAAACAGAUAAAACAGUUUUGACUAGAAUAUUGUUAUAUCCCGCCAUAAAGUUCAUAAAUAAUAAGUAUAGCAGACUUCAUGAGUCUAACGAAAACCGUCGACCGAUGAUAUGAAGUAACGACAAGGGAGCGUUCAGUUUUUCACUUUAGUUAUAAGACCCUUAAGUAAUGAUAGUUUCCCAUAGGUGCGAUGAUGGUACCACGCCGAUUUGCCCUCCAUGGCUUUUGGAAGGUGGAAUUUCUCCAUCUUCUCCUCUUGGAGUCGUUAAUCAACAUUUCUAAUGCCUGGGUGGCUGACCGCUUCAAAGAUGGCUUCGGGCAUUUCUACAUAGUCAAUGGAUUUGCCAUGAGCAGUUUGGAUGCCUAUGAAACCAUAGUCGUCCAAAGUUUAUGUCUCUGUCGGAUACGAUGCCAGGUAGUACCGAAGUGUCACUCUGCCUCAGCAGUACCCAUAGGAGACGGUCAGGUGGAAUGUCGCCUUUCGCUGAAGCCAGCAGACCUGGCAGAUGUUGCUGGACGACCUGAACUUUACGGAGAGUCUGGUGCCUUCCACUUUCUGCAGACAAAUGCAAGUGCUUGGACCGCACCUGAAGUGGAUGGUUUAAUGUACACCACUCUGCUGAGUGCCUGGGGUGAUGGGAAACAAGCCUGCAAAGAUAUAACACCAUCUCACUCAUUUGCAAUAUGCAAUUCUAAUGAGCAAUUAGAAGUUAUGAAAAAAUAUGCGGAUCAAGGUGACCUGAACAUCUGGUUACGUUAUCGAGUUGAAGACGGCGAACCAGCCUUUGGUCCCGUGGCGUCUCCUAUUCCUUUCAGCGAAGCUGGCCUCGAUGCUGAAUACUUAUCUGAACUUGACCUCAAAGUAGAAUGUCUCAGAAUUAUUCUGAAGAAGUCUGGCGACUCUUACAAAUUCGUCUGCGGUGUUGAUAACGAACAGAGAACUACUCUCUGCCAGAGGAACCCACUGCACAUCAAUUGGUAACGGUGAAAAUCAAAUGGAGGGAUCUUACAAUGCAUCACUAGUCGCAUUAAAAUAAAAUCACAGCACUUUGUAGUACAAUGGUAACAAAGUAAUCGGAUGAAUUUAUCAGACUUGAGGCAGAUGUCUAAGAACAUUAUUGAAGUUACAAAAUACUACAAUAUGAAUGUAAUGAAAUAUAUUUUCAUAGGCCUAAAGUAGUACCAAAGAGUUCAGUUUUCCAGUUUCAUUGAAUUGAUUUGACAAACAAUCAUGAAAGCUUCUUCAACUUCAAGAACAACCAAAGCGAUAUCAGGGCAAGUUCUUUGCAGGUUUGGUGUUGCUUGUUUUUUGCCUUCAGUUUUGAAAGAGCUUGCACAUUCGAUUGAAGUUAUGGGUGGAGGGAUAAGAUUUUCAAGCAAGGCUUGAUGCUGCAAAUACCUGGGAUCCAGGAGCUAGUUUCCCGUUUGAAAAAAGGAAUGCUUUUUGAAAGCGAAAUAUUCUUAUAGCGGGUAACAAAGACAACUGCAGUUUCAUUGCAUGUCAAGAGAGAAAGUUGAAGUUGUUACAUGGAUUUAACAGUAUACGAUUGAUGUAAUCAUUAGUGAUUUGUCUGAAGUUAUUAGGAGAGAGAGAGAGAGAGCAUAAGACCUGCCUUGCACUUAUAUCAUUCAUGGAGUUCCGGUAGUCUCCCCUCAUGUAAAGGAUGGCUUGCUGUUGUUUUUAAAUAUGGCGGCAAAUCAGCUGAUAAUGACAGAGCUUUAAAAGGUAAAGUUUCAUUAAAGAGAAAAACACGAUAAGGAUAGCCUUACAAAAUUACAAUAGUAUGAAUUUAGAGAAGAUAAUUAUGUACCUUAAGAUUUUUUUUUUAAAUUCGUUGCCACUGACUGAUACAUGCUUUUGAGGAUGUAAAUUAUGAAAGAUGCAAUUAUUUAUCAAAUAAAUAAGCUGUUGAGAACAUUACCAAGCUUUAUAAAGGCAAAAUCUUCUUCUUGAAUCUUGUUUACUCUCAAGAAAUUCACAUACUCUUGAUGUAAAAUUCCUAAGAUGUUUACCCAUACAGUGCAGCACGAUCUAUAUGAAAGCUGGUGUAGCAAAAUGCUUCAAGAAACUUGUGUGGAAAUGGUGUUAGGGCCUGUAAUCUGUUGAUUUUUAAGCCAUCUUUGGCAUGAAGAGCCGGGAUAUCCAUACUCGCCUAAGUGACCGCACACUGUCUUAUGCGUCAUGACGAAUAAGAUUCGGCUUCUACGAAACAAAAGUGAAAUGAUGCGUAAUGAGGUUUGG